Molecule: messenger RNA, 1563 nt
Organism: Alternaria burnsii
Lineage: Eukaryota; Fungi; Ascomycota; Dothideomycetes; Pleosporales; Pleosporaceae
Product: lignostilbene dioxygenase
Exons: 3
Coding region: 1-1563 (520 amino acids)
Biological process (GO): carotene catabolic process
Molecular function (GO): carotenoid dioxygenase activity
Source: RefSeq, a predicted model, not a curated record
AUGGCUGGCCACGCGAUUGCAAUGCAGCCAAAACGCGCUUUUCCUCCAACGCCUUUGCAUUCAGGAUUUAUGAGCCCAUGUCGCUUCGAAGGGGAAGUUCAGAACUUAUCAGUCCGUGGUGAGAUACCUUCAGAGAUCGAUGGCACUUUUUACAGAGUCAUGCCAGACCCACAGUUACCUCCCUUUAUCGACAACGAUCCUGUAUGUCAAGACUUCCGUAUACUCGCCGAAGUGACUGGCAAACCACUGACGUUCAGAAAACAGUGGUUCAAUGGCGACGGCAAUAUUAGCGCUUUCAGAAUCAAAGAUGGCAGUUGCCACUUCAAACAGAGAUAUGUCCGGACAGAGAAAUUCGUACGAGAGCGCGAGGCGAAGAGAGCCUUGAUUGGCAGAUAUCGCAACAGAUUCACUGAUGCUGUUGAGUUCAAAGUGCGCAGCACCGCAAAUACCAACGUGUUCUAUUUCAAUGGACAGCUUCUUGCAUGCAAAGAAGACUCCCCUCCUUAUGCUCUAGAUCCGGAAACCCUGGAAACACUUCGGUUGGAAGACUUUAAUGGCCAACUACCUUCUUUGACUUUUACGGCUCAUCCGAAACUAGACGGAAAUGAGCUAUUGGGGUUUGGAUAUGAAGCAAAAGGCGAUGGCACGCCAGAUGUCUGCUACUUCUCGAUUGAUUCAACAGGUACCAUCACUGAGACUGUCUGGCUUGUCUCGCCUGUCGUUGCUAUGAUACAUGACUUCGCUAUUACAGAAAAUUGGGUUUUAUUCCCAAUCAUCCCGCAGACUUGCGAUCUUGAGCGGAUGAAGCAGGGCGGCGAACACUGGCAGUGGAAUCCGAAUAUCCCAUUCUACCUUGGAGUCUUACCUCGCCGUGGUGCAUCUGGAUCCAAUGUCAAGUGGUUUCGCGCACCAAACGCGUUCCCCGGACACACAGUCAAUGCUUACGAGGAUGAUUCUGGAAAUAUCGUCUUCGAUCUUCCUCUCACAGACAAAAACGUUUUCUUCUGGUGGCCAGAUGCGCAAGGCAACGCACCCAAUCCCGAGCAGAUUGCAGCGCAGCUCGUUCGUUUCACUUUUGAUCCUCUUUCGAAAGAUUUGGAUCUUCCACAGCACGAAGUCAUUAGUGGCGUCGAUUGCGAAUUUCCACGCGUUGAUGAUAGAUUCGCAGGGAAGAAGCACUCGCAUGCCUUUUUCGACGUCAUGGAUCCGACGCUAGGCACUGACUUUCCUAACACAAUGCCAAAGAUGGGAGGCGGUUAUCCUCCUUACAACUCUUUAGGCCACCUGAACUACCUGACCAUGGCGAUCGAAAAGUAUUUCCCUGGGCCUACACACUUUGUUCAGGAACCUGUCUUUGUCGCAAGGAAAGGCUCGAUGACUGCAGAGGGUGACGGGUGGGUCAUUGCUCUUGUCAACAACGCCGCCACCAUGGCUAGUGAACUCCAUAUUGUAGACACGAGAAACUUCGGGAAAGCGCAGGCAAUCGUAGAUUUGCCUAUUCGAUUGAGAGCUGGCUUACAUGGGAAUUGGGUUGAUACUCAAGACUUGAAGCUUUCGACAUAG